Meloidogyne enterolobii is the source of this 1029-nucleotide messenger RNA. Lineage: Eukaryota; Metazoa; Nematoda; Chromadorea; Rhabditida; Meloidogynidae. The record is from the annotation of a GenBank genome assembly.
AUGUUAUUAUUAAAAAAUAAUAAUUUAAUUAUUUCAAAUACAAAAUUAAAUAAAUCUGUUGGGGGAGCUUUAUUUAAUGAAAAUAAUAAUAAUUCUUUUAUUAAAUUAGAAAAUGUUUAUUCAACAACUAUUUUGGAUAAAGAAAAAUUAUAUUGUUCAUUAAUUUCAUUUUCAAAAGAAUUAGAAAAAGGGGUUUAUAAUUUAAAAGAAGAAAAUAAUAAAGAGAAAGAAGACAAUCAACAACAUAAUUAUUUAAAAAUAAUUAAUUUUAACCAAGUUUUGCCCGAUUUAAGUACUCUUCCACAAUAUUUUACAGCAUUUGCUGAACCUUUAGCCCGUCCUUUAUUGCAAUGUAUUGUUGAACAAUUGGCUAAACAAUGUUUUGGGAGUACUUUUAAUAUGGAAUUAACUAAAAAUAUGUCUGUUGAUAUUUAUGAUUCUGAUUCGGGAAUGAAAGAAUAUUCAACUAAAUUAUGGAGAGAUUCUGCUGGUUUUAUAGUAACUGAUCCUUUUCGUUAUUUUGAAAUAAAAAUUAAAAAGGAGAAUUUAAUUAAUUUAUUUAAAAACAAUUCUUCAACAACAAUUUCAAUCCUUCCAUUAAAUUCUCAAACAAAAACUUUAUUCUCUAUUUACGAUCAAAAUAUUUCUUCUUUUGGGAGGGAUGAUUAUUUGGAAUUUUUGUUUAAAUUAAAUGGAAUUACUGGAUUUGUGGCUAUAAAUAAUGAAGAUAACCAGCCAUUAGGGUAUUUACUUGGGUUGAAUGAAGGGGGAAGGAUUUUACAGUGUUAUGCUGAAAAUGGGGAAAUUGCCAGUUUACUUUUAAAUUCUUUUAUUCUUUCAAAUACAACAACAAUUUAUUCAAUGUUUAUACGUAUUUGUAGUUCUGAAAAGGAAAAUAAAUUAAACAAAAAAUUAUUGGAAAAAGCUGAAAAUGUAAUUCGUGUUUGUCGUUACCAUUCAAGAAUUUUCCCAACAAAUAUUCAAUGGUCUAAAAUUUUUAUAUUAAAUAUUGGAGCUAAUUUAUUUUAA